AUGUCAGGAAACCAAUCGCAGCAACCCGGCCUCGUUCAAGGUCACGUUCAAUAUGUCAAAGGCGUUGCCGAGGGAACCGUGGGAGACUUGACCGGAUCCCAGCCUUGGAAGGAGUCGGGCGAGCAGGACAAGGCUGCUGGACUGUCGGCCAUGAGGGAGGCAGGAGAGAAGAGAGACCCUUCUGCUCAGGGCUACGGCAAAGCUGAAGAGCUGGCCGGCAAGCUGACGGGGUGCGACGGCAUGAAAUCGGAGGGUGCGGCUAGCAGAAAGAAGGACUAA
Messenger RNA from Ustilaginoidea virens, 279 nucleotides. RefSeq lists its product as uncharacterized. The coding region runs from base 1 to 279 and encodes 92 amino acids. The record is from RefSeq and is a predicted model, not a curated record. The transcript is spliced from 2 exons. NCBI's taxonomy places the organism in Eukaryota, Fungi, Ascomycota, Sordariomycetes, Hypocreales, Clavicipitaceae.